AUGGCCAGCCGGCUGCAAACGCUGUGCAGUGUUCUUUUGGCUUUGAACAUCGUCGUCAUCGUGUUCCGAAGCCCCUUUUUAUUCUGUCAACAACUCUCAGAACCCAGGAAGAAGCGAUACUUCCAGUCUUGUUUACCACAGUAUUUCUUGGAUCAUUUGACUAAAGAGUUCUACAAUCUGGCGGUUCGGCAGAGGGAUGGCCUGGAUGUUUUUCUGGAGACCUACAUCUCCCUGUGGCCUACUGAUGGCCUAGUGAUGUUUGACAUCGGUGCAGGCUGCUAUGCAAGUGGCUCGGACUCUGAUACAACACUGGCCAUCAAGUUCGCCAAGCACUUCGGCUGCGCCAAGAAUCGAUUUUUUGCCUUUGAACCACAACCAGAUGUGUUCAUGAAAACCAUGCAAUGCUUGAACAAGGAGUUGUUUCCGGAUCGCUUUUGCGUCGCUUUGGAAAAUGCAGCAUUCUCAAACGUGACCUCACGAUCGGGUCUAUGGAAAAAAAAAGAAGUGAUGGCCUGGGAUGUGGCCACCUAUGCUCGCUUGCAUAACCUGGCAAAGAUUGAUCUGCUGAAGAUUGACACAGAGGGACAUGAUUUCACAGUGGUGCAGGGUGCAUUGAGCAUGCUACGAGCCAAAGAGAUCAUGGUGGUGGUCAUGGAAGUGAGCGACAAGAUGAAUCCAGAUUUCUGGGGAGCUAGCUACCGAGGAGGAAAGCCUGUUUUCCACGGCAAGCACAUUGCAGAGCCCAAUGUGAAGUCUGUGUGGCAAUUUAUGCUGAAUUUAAAUUACUUUGGUUUUUGGCUUGGAACCAAACGACUGGUGCCGCUUUCAGGGGCCUGCUGGGAUGAUCGUAUGGAAAUCUGCGGCGAUCCGCACGGAUACCUGAACAGCGGCAUUUGCUGGUUCGACAUUAUCUUCAUUCUGAACCAGGGCUAUGGGGCCAAAAUGAUCAACGCGAAGCUAGCGUACUUGGAGAAAAUUUCAAAAACCUUGGCCUCUGUUGACUUGGAGAUUGCCUUGAGGAGAGCCAUCAGGAUGUCUUUCUUCUUGAAAAGCAAGAGGAAGGUAGAUCUUUUCCUCGCUUUGGUUGGCGAAGCUCGUGGCAAUGCUGCUGACUACCGCGCGCAUGAGCUGGAAGCAGUGAAGGAAGUGCUCGUGCAGAGUAUGCCUUUCACCCCCUGCAACAGAGUCAAGGAUGCAGCGAUUAGCCUCAUCGGCUUUCUGGCAGCCUGCCGAAUGGCGGCAGAGUACGGCAUCUCACAAGCGCCGCCAUGCACCUUCCAACCUUGCCAAGAGAUCUGCCAGCCCAAAUCCUAUGAGACACUCUUGCUAGAAGCCGGACUCUGGAAGUCAGGUUCCUGGUCGAAAUAUGCCCAUCUUGUGAUUGAAAUGAAAAGCGCCCUCAAGAUAUUGAAUUCUUACCCAGAGUGGCGCAUUGUUGCUCCCCUGGAACGGCUGUGGUGCAGGCUGGCUUAG
Molecule: messenger RNA, 1473 nt
Organism: Cladocopium goreaui
Lineage: Eukaryota; Dinophyceae; Suessiales; Symbiodiniaceae
Source: the annotation of a GenBank genome assembly